AUGAAAGCGAAGAACACAACCUCUGGAGGAAAAUUUGAUUGUGAGGUAGAGUACCAGGCCAGCAAGAAUCAAGAUGAGGAGAUUUUAGGUAGCAAAUGCUUGAAUAUAGGAAAGUUCGGAAAUAACGAAAAUAAGGCUUCAAGUAUCCCAUCCCCACCCCAUCUAGUGAACAGAAGGGAUAACCAUUAUAGUACAGAAGCGGCGCGACUAGAUGACGGGACUACCUACCACGGUGGAAAGAAGGCGACGGUACUACGAACCAUGGAAACAAGUACGGGGCACGGGACUACGAGCCAUGGCGGAAAACGACUACGGGCUACAUCGGAAGGCGACGACAGGACUACGGGCCACGGCGGAUCUACAGCGGGACGGAACGCGGCGAGGGCUAACGGCAACAAGACGACGGGACUACGAGCCAUGGCGGGAAACGACUACGGGCUACAUCGGGAGGCGACGACGGGACUACGGGCUACAUCGGGAGGCGACUACGGGCCACGGCGGAACUACAACGGGACGGAACGCAUCGGACCUACAGCGGGACGGAACACGGCGUGGGCUAACGGCGACGGGACUACGAGCCACGGCGGGAAACGACUACGGGCUACAUCGGAAGGCGACGACAGGACUACGGGCCACGGCGGAACUACAGCGGGACGGAACACGGCGUGGGCUAACGGCAACAAGACGACGGACUACGAGCCAUGGCGGAAAACGACUACGGGCUACAUCGGGAGGCAACGACAGGACUACGGACUACAGCGGGACGGAACGGUGUAUCGCGGCAAGAGCUAA
Acanthoscelides obtectus is the source of this 792-nucleotide messenger RNA. NCBI's taxonomy places the organism in Eukaryota, Metazoa, Arthropoda, Insecta, Coleoptera, Chrysomelidae. The record is from the annotation of a GenBank genome assembly.